This is a messenger RNA of Pyricularia oryzae 70-15, 381 nucleotides long. RefSeq lists its product as uncharacterized. NCBI's taxonomy places the organism in Eukaryota, Fungi, Ascomycota, Sordariomycetes, Magnaporthales, Pyriculariaceae. The record is from RefSeq and is a predicted model, not a curated record. The coding region runs from base 1 to 381 and encodes 126 amino acids. The transcript has 2 exons.
AUGUCCGUUUACAAGAUCUUUCUGGGUCUUCUCCCUCUGAUUGCCACUGGGGUGCAAGGGGCUGCUCUUAGUCUCCCCUCUGGUGGGCUUCAGGACUUGUCUGUUCUGCCCGAGGGCUUCAAGAUGGCCGAAACGCAAUGGGAGGUCGAUAUCCGGCCUGGCAAAAAGAUCACGCUCAACGGCACCAUCGAGUCCGUUUAUGCGCAGCUCCUGGAGCUCAACCCCAGCUAUGAGAUCGACAACGCAGAGCAGAUCGCUGCCCGCCUUGCCCAGCUCAAAGAGGAGACGACGGCUCUCCAGAAGAGCCAACUCGCCCGCCGUGACCACACUGAAUGUGACCAUGCUGGCUUCAAGGGCUCCGUCCCAGCUAGUGCAGUUUGA